Messenger RNA from Aspergillus pseudotamarii, 732 nucleotides. RefSeq names its product oxidoreductase, short chain dehydrogenase/reductase family. The coding region runs from base 1 to 732 and encodes 243 amino acids. NCBI's taxonomy places the organism in Eukaryota, Fungi, Ascomycota, Eurotiomycetes, Eurotiales, Aspergillaceae. The transcript has 4 exons. The record is from RefSeq and is a predicted model, not a curated record.
AUGGCCAGCAAACCCUUCGCUAUCAUCGCCGGCGUCGGUCCAGGAACUGGCGCCUCAAUCGCCCGCAAAUUCGCCCAAACCUACUCCGUCGUUCUACUCGCCCGUAACCCAGCAAACUUCACGCCCGUCGUCGAUGAAAUCAACGCAAACGGUGGCCAAGCAACGGGCAUUAGUGCCGAUCUAUCAGAUACAAAUAGCGUCAAAUCCGCGUUUGAGAAAAUCACCCAGCAAUAUGGGGGAUCGACGCUAGCAGCAGCAGUAUUUAACUCCGGGGGUGGAUUCGUCCGCAAGCCGUUCCUGGAGUUGACGGAGGAGGAAUACGUUUCGGGGUUUGAGGGUCAGGGAAAGGGAGGCUUCAACUUCGCCCAACGCACCCUCCCCCUCCUUCAAAAGGCAACUGGUCUCCAGCACCCACCUACCCUCAUCUUCACCGGCGCAACAGCUAGUCUGAAAGGCUCAGCGUUGUUCUCGGCCUUCGCAUCGGGGAAGUUUGCCCUCCGUGCGUUGGCACAGAGUCUGGCUCGCGAGUUCGGACCCAAGGGAGUUCAUGUCUCGCAUGUUAUUAUUGAUGGCGUGAUUGAUAUUCCUAGAACCAAGGCGUGGACUUUUGAGCAUGAGGAUGCGAAGUUGGAUCCUGGGGCGAUUGCCGAUUCGUAUUGGCAUUUGCAUACGCAGCCCAGGACGACAUGGGGCUUUGAGUUGGAUUUGAGACCUUAUGUUGAGAAGUGGUAG